AUGACGGGCUGCGCUGGGCACUUCUGGGGCUUCGUUGCGCCAGACGUGCAAGAUCCGCCACAGUGUAUUGCCUUGUGUAGGGAGAGAUUCCUCAAGGAGCUUGUGCCAGAGGAUGAGACAUUUGAGAAGGUGUGCGAGGCUCUUCAAGACAGGGAAUACAUGGAGAGAGAGCAGCCUUUCCGGGCUUUGUACUGCUGUGAUGCUCAGGCUUGUGGCGUGGAUAAUCUUGGUGAGCGUGGCAGAGAUCCAAAUGUCAACUGGCUUAUUAAUGCUUGUCAAGAUAUCGGAUAUCACUCUGUAAUAGACCCAGGCCCUCCUCAACCAUACCACAUUUGCGAUUCUGAGUCCAUCCACGGAAACAACAAAGACUGUCAAGAAGUCAACUCAGCAGACAGAACUGGAGAUGUGCUCUCUCAAAUUACUUCAACGACGACGUCGACCAUCACGGCCGAGGUAACAAUAACAAGAUCGACGAGAACAUCAGCCACAGCCAUAGUCACAGAAACAGAAACAUCAAUUUCUCUAUCUAUGCAAAGCUCUAUACAACCAACAGAUUACUCUACAAGCAGCGACCCUGCAACUCACGCCACUUCCGACCCGUCAAACAGCAACCAAAGCCACAGUAACAAAGGAUUAUCUACGGGCGUAAAAGUAACCAUCGCCAUAAUCUCCGUCGUCGGCCUCCUUUUCAUCCUCGCUCUAAUAUUCUGCGUCUUCCGAAGACGACGUUCCCGCAAUAACGACAUCCGAAGACUAAUGAAACAUCCAACAUCGCCUCCUCCAGCAGCAGAUACGCCAACUCCUCUCGUCUCUCCAACUCUUUCUGCUUCUCACGUUGAUGCUGAGAGUAUUCCGCUUACACCACCCGCGCGACUUCGUGAACGCAGAUACCUUCCCACCGACGGCUUUCCUACUUCUCCUCUCUUUUCACCUACGGGGAAGAAACUCUCGCCGAGACAUGAAAGAACACCUAGAAUCUACAGCGCGAAUCAAGUUCCUAUGAUAGUCAUGACAGCGCCAGAUGGUGGCAAGAUGAAUAAUGAUCGCUCACCAAGUCUCAGUGAUGGCAUCAUCACCCCUCCGGCUUCUGCUCUCAUGACACCCUUUGGGCCCAACGGAAACACUUCUCCUCCUCGACCGCCGCGUUCACGCGAUGCUUCUUUCCAAAUGCUUGCUAGUCCAGGACCACCACCAACAAGAGCUCUUCCGUCGACUCCCCCUAUCAGACCUUCUACUCCUACAAAUCCCUCUCGAAAGGCCACCACAUCGCGUGGAGAGACAUAA
Fusarium coffeatum is the source of this 1284-nucleotide messenger RNA. RefSeq lists its product as uncharacterized. Lineage: Eukaryota; Fungi; Ascomycota; Sordariomycetes; Hypocreales; Nectriaceae. The record is from RefSeq and is a predicted model, not a curated record. The transcript has 3 exons. Bases 1 to 1284 code for a protein of 427 amino acids.